AUGUCGAGCAUCUCGCAGCGCCCCGUGCAGUACCAGAGCUCGCGGCCCGUGGGCUUCGCCGGCGAGGCGGACAUGUACGCCGAGGACUACGACUGGGUCAUCAACAAGCUGCGCGCGCGGGGCUUCAAGACGCUCCAGGACCGCCGCGCGGAGGCCGAGGAGCAGCGGAAGCAGCGCCUCGCCGCGUGGGAGGCGGAGAAGGCGCGGCGGGAGGCGGCGGGCGAGAGCCUGGAGCAGGGCGACGACGCGGAGAAGAACCCGUCGUGGUGGAAGGAGCUCGGCCAGCUGCCCGGCGCGGAGAAGGAGGCGCCGAGCGACGCGAAGCCGUUCGAUUUGAUGACGGAAGAGGAGAAGGAGGAGAAGAAGAUCCGGGACAAGUGGGGCGGCACGCUCGCCGAGUCCGUGCCCAUCUCGGACCUCAAGGCGCUCAACACCAAGGGCUACAUCCCGCGAUCCCAGGCGACGUGCUUCCGCUGCGGCGAGAAGGGCCACUGGUCCCGCGACUGCCCGCAGUCCGCGAAGAACCAGAUGCAGCAGAAGGGCGAGGACGAGGGCAUCCUCAACAAGAACCGCUCCGAGCUCCGCGGCCGCGACGCGCGCAUGUACGACAAGGCGCUCCUCGACAAGCGCGAGCGCGCGCACUACAACCGGGGCUAA
Aureococcus anophagefferens is the source of this 657-nucleotide messenger RNA. Its product is annotated as expressed protein. The transcript has a single exon. Gene Ontology annotation, molecular function: nucleic acid binding; zinc ion binding. The record is from RefSeq and is a predicted model, not a curated record. Lineage: Eukaryota; Pelagophyceae; Pelagomonadales; Pelagomonadaceae. The coding region runs from base 1 to 657 and encodes 218 amino acids.